GCAAUAGUUGGCGCUUGCGUAAUUUCGUUGUUUAGUAGGAACAAGUAGAAUAAGGAAAUUGUUGUAUUUAUUCUUCGAAAAUAAAAAAACACAAACUGUAAUAAAAAAAAACGUGUACUAAAAUGGCAGAUCAGCAACAAUUCUUCUUAAAAUGGAAUGACUUUCAAAGUAACAUGGUCACAUCCUUCAGGCAUCUGCGAGAUGAGAAAAGCUUCACUGAUGUUACUUUAGCCUGCGAGGGUCAAACAUGCAAAGCUCACAAGAUGGUCUUAUCUGCAUGCAGUCCUUACUUCAAAACAUUAUUGGAGGAAAACCCUUCAAAGCAUCCAAUCAUCAUAUUGAAGGAUGUGGCGUACAGUCAUCUGCAAGCAAUUUUAGAGUUCAUGUAUGCAGGUGAAGUUAAUGUGAGCCAGGAACAAUUACCCGCCUUCCUGAAAACUGCAGACCGACUCAAAGUGAAAGGCUUGGCUGAGGCUCCGCAGGCCAUCAAAAGGGAAUAAUAAUUGACUUCUAACCAAGCAAUUCUGGUAUAUAAAAAAUAUAUAUAUAAUUUUUGGCAUUCAGUAUUUUAAAUGAUCUUUACAAAAAAAAAACAUAUUUUAUUUGGUUAAUAUAACAAUGUUUGGUUUAAAUUAUCAAAUAGUACUUUGUGUAUAAAUGGGGGACCUUUUAUUAAGUCUAUUGUAAUUACUACUUAAGGCAGUUACUUUUUAUUUUCAAUUCUUUUUAAUUAAUUUGUGAAUAGAUGUUUUUGUUUCAUGACUCUUUAGUUGCAAUCUCUUUAAAUAGGCUGAAGAAUCUUAUAAAAAGAAAAAAAUAUUAAUAUAAAAUAUUUAAAAACUGAAUUUUAUUUUUGAUAAAUGUGUUUCACCACAAAUAACAAGAUGAUGACAAUGAGCAAGUCUGUUGCAGUUCCAGUUUAGUACUUUGCAUUUCAUGUUUCAGGUAGCCGUCAUAUGACACAUACAAAUUGUAAUAGAUGAAAAUAUUUAAUACCAUAAUUACCAAGUUGUUACCACUGUGAGACAGUAAAUAUUACUCUUUCCUUUUUUUUUUUAAAUUUGAAUUUCAAAUAUUCAACACGAUUGUUUGAUAUAAUUUGUUCUUUUCUUUUUC
Nicrophorus vespilloides is the source of this 1116-nucleotide messenger RNA. Its product is annotated as longitudinals lacking protein-like. The transcript is spliced from 3 exons. Gene Ontology annotation, biological process: regulation of transcription by RNA polymerase II. The coding region runs from base 123 to 500 and encodes 125 amino acids. NCBI's taxonomy places the organism in Eukaryota, Metazoa, Arthropoda, Insecta, Coleoptera, Silphidae. The record is from RefSeq and is a predicted model, not a curated record. Gene Ontology annotation, molecular function: protein binding. Gene Ontology annotation, cellular component: nucleus.